This is a messenger RNA of Diabrotica balteata, 597 nucleotides long. NCBI's taxonomy places the organism in Eukaryota, Metazoa, Arthropoda, Insecta, Coleoptera, Chrysomelidae. The record is from the annotation of a GenBank genome assembly.
AUGAGUAACGGUCAACCAGAAAUGGAAACCUUUUGUUUUGAUUUAAAAAAAAAAACUCUUCCCCUUCCGAGAAUUCCAACAAAUAUCGUAUAUUAUAAGCGUCAAUUACGUAUUUACAACCUUGGUAUCCAUAGCGGCAAAGAUAACAAAGGUCAGUGUUAUGUUUGGAUAGAAGGUGAAGCUGGUCGGAGAGCCCAGAAAGUAGGCAGUUGUCUUAAGAAACAUAUUGAAGAAAAUGACAUAGAAAACCGUAAGAUAAGCUGGCUUAAAACAAGAGAAAUUGAAAUAAGAAAGGAUAAACCACUGAGUAUUUUUAUGAAAACUGAUUUUAACACUAGUGAAGUUGAAGUAGAUCUUCACAAGAAACUUCAAAAAGGACGGCCCGUUGCAAUGCAAUCCCUAAGUAACCACUUGAUUCCUCUUUGGCCCACAGGCAAGCCACUUUCUGUGCCUAAGCUUAACGACUUAAGAUUUUUAAUGCACCUAAUACCAAAUGAUGCAAAACCUCUGUAUCGCUCCCUUUUCAGUAACAAUACAGUAGAAGAUGACAUUGACGGAUUUGAUGGAGACUUAGACUUUGACAUACGAGAUGAGUAA